GAUCCCGCUCAUCACUCGAUCAAAUGUACAAGUUUGCAGCAAGCUAGCUAAUGUGGAACGGAAGUACCCAUAUAAAUCUAUACGGGGGUUUUAAUACAAGGUUAAAAUGACUAUGAUAGACAAAACUGUGUUUUAAGUUAGUGACUUGUCUGACUUCUAAAAUUAGAGCUACUUAUGUACUGUAACUAGCCUAGGCUAAGACGUUGGCUAGCUAGCAAGUUGGACAACUGAAUAGGCCUGUUGUACUGAUAGCUAACGUCACCUAGCUAUGCUAUUCAUUAGUGAAUACUUAUCUGUAGUAGUACUAGAAUGUAAAUACCCCAACUGGUUUCAUUUAUUGAUUAGAUUUCAUUGACUGACUGAAGACACUGACUGGAGACAAUGAAAAGAUAUGAAAACCAGACCAGACCCACUGCAGGGUGUCUCUCCGUGCCGCUGUUUAACCAGAAGAAAAGAAGCAGAUUACCCUUGACAUCUAAUCCCACAGAGAAUGAAUUCUUCCCCAGCAAUGAAUACAUGCCCUCUCAGGGACCUGCUUCAUCAAACACGAGUUACACUAGACAUGCCCAAAAUCAGGCUCAUCAUGCUCCUGCUGUUCAGAAUAGUCAGUGGAACAGACCAGAUAACCCCCAGCCUCACCAGCUCUCCCAGGUCCACUGUAGCAGGCCUGCACCUGGCCCCAUGGGGAGAGGCUGUGCCCCCCUGCCUCAUCCAUACAAACCUGCCAACACAGGGUACAGCAGUUCACAGACCGCUCAGCAGAACAUAACAGCGAGCCAGGAUUUUCGAGUCCCCAGCAACCCCAGGCAGAGCAGCCACGCCAACCCUCGCGGCGGUGGGCACGCACAUAGCAUCCCUGCACCCGCCACGGGCUACUCUCACAGGGGUCAGCCGUCAGCACACACACAGGCCACCCCACCCCGACCCCUUCAGCCUCAUCAGGCCCCGACCCCUCCACCAAGCCGACCCGUCCCUGCACCUCAGACAUCAGACCAUCAGACGUGGCGGGUCAAAACCACCAGCAGCGCUGGACCACUGAGACAGCCUGCUGGCAAUAACAACAUUUACAACACCAAGCCUGCUUCUCAAACUCAGACGACAUCUGCAUUACAGGUCAAACCAGUGGCGGAGAGCUCCCUAAGAAUCCUGACUGCUGUCAUAGCUGGGAUGAGACACUGGAGUCAGUUCAAGGACAAAGCUCCUGCCCUGUUUGAAAUCUACGCAACUCUCGAUUCCGCGGUCACGGUGGGAUCCCUUGGGGCCAAGAACUUCCUCAUGAGAGAUGGCAAAGAGGUCUUGCGAUGUGUCUUCUACGAGAAUGAACUGGAGCUGCCCAGGCUGAUCCGGGGCCAGGUGCACCGCUGCGUGGGGAACUACGACAGCGGGAGGGACGUCCUCACCUGCGUGUCCGUCAGGGCCGCUCUGCCCUCGGAGCAGAGGAACGCUCGGGAGGCGGUGAGAGCUUCCGACGCAGAGAUGAGGGGGCUGGUCAAGUCUCUCAGUGAAGUCUGAUAGGUCAGGAAGUGUUGUUAAUACCGUGAUGUGUUGGAGGAACGCAGGGUCAUUGCUCUUAUGAGGAGCAUGUGUGUUUGUGACGUUACAUUUUUUGCUGUUUCGGCUUACAGGAUUCAAAGUUGAUGUUUCGUUUUCUUAUUCUAAUGUGAAACUGUUAAUGUUAACAAUAAACGGUGUGCUUGUGUUACUUCGACAA
Osmerus eperlanus (European smelt) is the source of this 1711-nucleotide messenger RNA. RefSeq names its product spermatogenesis-associated protein 22. The record is from RefSeq and is a predicted model, not a curated record. Lineage: Eukaryota; Metazoa; Chordata; Actinopteri; Osmeriformes; Osmeridae. The transcript has 7 exons. The coding region runs from base 382 to 1512 and encodes 376 amino acids. Gene Ontology annotation, biological process: homologous chromosome pairing at meiosis; regulation of meiotic cell cycle; meiotic DNA repair synthesis.